Messenger RNA from Laccaria bicolor S238N-H82, 312 nucleotides. RefSeq lists its product as uncharacterized. Lineage: Eukaryota; Fungi; Basidiomycota; Agaricomycetes; Agaricales; Hydnangiaceae. The record is from RefSeq and is a predicted model, not a curated record. The coding region runs from base 1 to 312 and encodes 103 amino acids. The transcript is spliced from 2 exons.
AUGUCAGGCCAGGUGCUUGACAACAAGGUCAGAAAGGUGGAGAAUAAGGUGCGACAAAAGGUUCGGGGCAAGCUGGCAACUGGCUUAUGUGACAGGUGGAAGAACAUUGCCAAGACGUCUGUUGUAAGCUCAUUGAUGACUGUCGACACAAUUCCAUAUCUUGUCCAAACCCACAACGUAAUGCAUGAUGCGAAGACAGGUGACCACCUGUUGAAGUUGGUACUUGAAGACAUCGUCUUGAUGGAAACAAAAUAUGGCGUUAUUCUCAUCGCUUGGUGUACAGAUGAUAGCCCUGAUGGGAAGAAAAUAUGA